Penicillium psychrosexuale is the source of this 186-nucleotide messenger RNA. RefSeq lists its product as uncharacterized. The coding region runs from base 1 to 186 and encodes 61 amino acids. The transcript has a single exon. NCBI's taxonomy places the organism in Eukaryota, Fungi, Ascomycota, Eurotiomycetes, Eurotiales, Aspergillaceae. The record is from RefSeq and is a predicted model, not a curated record.
AUGGUUGGUGAUCGUCUCUGGGAUCUCAAUGUUUCCAAGGAAGCGCAGGAGAAGAAACCCAUCUUCAGUCUCGCUCUGGUGUGCUGCUGUCAUGGCGGCAGCGAUGAAGCAGGAGAUGGAAAGAGGAAAGAGGAAGAGAAGGGCUACCGACACAAUAUUUAUACAAUCCCCGCUAAACUACUUUAG